This is a messenger RNA of Dichomitus squalens LYAD-421 SS1, 678 nucleotides long. RefSeq lists its product as uncharacterized. NCBI's taxonomy places the organism in Eukaryota, Fungi, Basidiomycota, Agaricomycetes, Polyporales, Polyporaceae. The transcript has 3 exons. Bases 1 to 678 code for a protein of 225 amino acids. The record is from RefSeq and is a predicted model, not a curated record.
AUGGGUCAGUCGCUGCUGGUAUCAGCCAAUACCGAGAUCGUCAACUUCGGCGUGGCACCUAGCGUAGACGUGCCGCUGCCUCAGUCGCCCGCCUGGCGAAGGCUCUCCCCGAAUGAACCCGAACAGCUAUUCAACGUCUUUCCCGCACCUCUCGGUACCGCACUGGAGGAUGUGUGUGAGCCCGAAGCAGAGAGCUCGUUCGGGGACUGUCCACAUGAGCUCUGGCUAUCUAUCGGUACUGAAGACCCAGCUUGGGCAGCAUACUCGAAGUUCACUUUGCGGGUCUCGUGGCCCGCCUCAUCUCCCGCCGACUUUUACCUCAACACUUACUCCCCAGAGUCUUUGGGUCAACUCGUCUACGGCCGCAACAUGGCCAUGCCAGGAGGCGCACUAACACGGCGGACAUACGCACGUAUUCGCGUGAUCAGUUCAGGCGUCCUGACCCCGUCUCAUGCGCACCGACACCUCACCUUGGAUCCGGUUUCGUUCAUGGUGGCCGUCGAGCCUUUAUACCUUGGCGUCCUUCCGACCUCCGUGGUCCCUACUAUUCUUGCUAUCGUCGCUGUAACAACGCUCGCAGGAUGGUUGGUGGUGCCCUUCAUCACGGAGCAUUUGAUGGCAAUUGCUGGGCAAAUCAAGGCGGAAAUUCCGAGCGGGAGCGAUCGAAAAUCGCAAUAA